AUGCGUACGCCGGUGAUCCGCGCGAAGAGCUCGGGGAAGCUCGCCGCGCCGCGGGAAGGCCCGGAGCUGCGCGAGCAGGAGGGCAAGAGCGUGGCCAUCGAGCGCAGCCGCCUGCCGUAUAACCGCGACCCGAGCCGAGCGCGCAACGCGCGGCCGAAGGUGACGCGCGAGGACGUGCGGCGACGCGAGGCCCUGACGGGCGAGCUCUGGGUGAUCAUCGAGGACAAGGCCUACGACCUCACCGAGUUCCAGCACCGCCACCCCGGCGGCUACCUCUGCCUGCGGGGCGUCGCGGGCCGCAACGCGACCGAGGCCUUCGACAACUUCCAUCCGGCCAAGGUCUGGGAGACCCUGCUGCCGGCGUACCACGUCGCCGACGUGACCGACGUCGCCGUGUCCGAGUACGUGGCCGGGCACCGCGAGAUCCGGCAGCAGCUGCUGGAGCGCGGGCUCUUCGAGACGCGGCCCUCGUACUACGCGAAGGUCGCGGCGUGGCUCGCCGCGUUGCUCGCCGCGGCCGUCGGCCUCACGGUCGCGGGGGGCGGCGCCGGCCCGCGCCUGCUCGGCGCGGCGGUCCUCGGCUUCUUCUGGCAGCAGCUCGCGUUCCUGGGCCACGACAUCGGGCACAACUCCAUCACGCACAAGCGCGGCGUCGACUCGCUGCUCGGCGCGGCGCACGUCGCGCUCUUCGGCGUGUCCAUGGCCUGGUGGAAGCGCAGCCACAACACGCACCACGUCGUCUGCAACUCCGUGGAGAACGACCCGGACAUCCAGCACCUCCCCGUGCUGGCCGUGUCGCCCGCCAUCUUCGAGGGGUUCGCGUCGACGUACCACGCGAAGGCCUUCGCGCCGCUGGUCCUCGACCCGAUCGCGCACUUCAUCGUGAGCUACCAGCACCUCCUCUACUACGUCUUCAUGUUCUUCGGCCGCUACAACCUCUACGUCCAGUCCUUCGCGCUGCUCCUCGACUUCAAGGAGCGCGUCGAGCUGCGGUUCGUCGAGCUCGGCGCCGUCGCCGCCUACUGGGUCUGGUUCUGCGCCCUCGCCUCCUCCACGGAGUCGACGCGCGAGCUGCUCGCCUACGUCAUCAUCAGCCACGGCGUCUCCGGCAUCCUGCACGUCCAGAUCACGCUGUCGCACUUCUGCAUGGAGACCUUCACGAAGGACCAGCCCGUCUACACCGCCGACGAGAACGACUGGUUCCGGCUCCAGCUCGCGACGACGAUGGACGUCGACUGCCCGGAGUGGCUCGACUGGUUCCACGGCGGGCUCCAGUUCCAGAUCGAGCACCACCUCUUCCCGCGCGUGCCCCGCCACAACCUCCGCGAGGUCCGGAAGCUCGUCAAGGCCUUCUGCAAGAAGGAGGGCCUCCACUACCACGAGGUGAGCUUCCUCCAGGGCAACGCGGAGGUCAUCGCCGGCCUCUACGAGACGGCGCUCGCGGCGCGGCGGCUGCCGCGGGACGGGAAGUCCAUCGGGCGCCUCCGGGAGUCGUGGACGUGGGAGAUGCUCAACGCGCAGGGCUAG
Aureococcus anophagefferens is the source of this 1527-nucleotide messenger RNA. RefSeq lists its product as hypothetical. The transcript has a single exon. The coding region runs from base 1 to 1527 and encodes 508 amino acids. Gene Ontology annotation, molecular function: oxidoreductase activity, acting on paired donors, with oxidation of a pair of donors resulting in the reduction of molecular oxygen to two molecules of water. Gene Ontology annotation, biological process: lipid metabolic process. Lineage: Eukaryota; Pelagophyceae; Pelagomonadales; Pelagomonadaceae. The record is from RefSeq and is a predicted model, not a curated record. Gene Ontology annotation, cellular component: membrane.